GAAACCUCAAAUUCGAAGAAUGAUGAGGCAUCAGAUACUCUUGAGAACUCUAAAGCCGCCGAAGCAUUGUAUAAACAAGGCCUGAAGAUGCUUUCAGAAUCAAGGAACCCUGUAAUCGGAGACCCAGCGGCCUUGAAACACAUUAAUGAAGCGGCUAAAAUGGGCCAUGUCAAGGCGCGCGAGUCCAUGGCCUUGGCGAUGGCGCUUGGUUGGGGGGUUCCCAACUCCCUUGAUAAAGCUGUUGCUGAAUUUCAAGCUCUGGCUACCGAAGGCAAUCCGAGAGCACAACUGGCUCUUGGUUUGAUGUACGCUGCGGGCAUAAAAGCGAACGUGAGUAUCCCACGUGCGCUGAUUUACCUGACGUUUGCUGCUUUGGGUGGAGACGAGUUCGCCGAAAUGACUAUGCCCGUAAACUUCAUUCAUAUGGAGGUGAGUAUGGUCCGCUCGAGCCUGAAUCCGAUCCUCCCAUUCAAAGACCCACUGCUUAUUACAUUCUCGUUCUGA
Messenger RNA from Dibothriocephalus latus, 504 nucleotides. NCBI's taxonomy places the organism in Eukaryota, Metazoa, Platyhelminthes, Cestoda, Diphyllobothriidea, Diphyllobothriidae. The record is from the annotation of a GenBank genome assembly.